UCGAGUCAAGUUGUCGACACCGCUCAUGAUUGUCCUUAUUUUAGUUAGUCCAUGCACAUUUAUCUACACUUUUCCUGGCUAAUUUCUCCACGAUAAUAAUUAUCCUCCAGUAAAUCACUUAUAUUUUCCGGUGGAUUUUUCGUUCCCUUUGAGUUUUACCGGUCGCGUGUUCUCUCGUGAAAUUUUUAAUCCUACUUAAAAAAAUAAUCUAAUUAUUAUAAUAAAAACAAUAUUAAAAACUGGUGAGUGGUUUGUGAACGUAUAAAAUUCUGUAUAAUUACGUGUGCCGAGAUAAAAUAACGAUUAUUUUAUUUCAUUAAUUUUCUAAUAAAUUCAGUUUGUUUUGUAACCUGAACACCACAAGUGGAAGAUGUAAAUGACCAAAGGUUGGUGGUGGUGGUGGUGGCGGCGGCGGCGGUGUGGCGGCGGUGAUCGGUUUCUGGAAUGAUGAAGAUUGAACAGGAACGUCUAGAGUGUAUCACCGCCGAGACAAGUCGGAUUGCCAGUGGCGGUUUGAUCCCCCCGUGAACGGUUGGGGGGCAACCGUGCGAUGGCGACGCCCCCCGACAGCCCCAAUUUCGAAGAGGCGGCUUUAUUAGAGCUCGAGGAACAGCUAGACAACUCGUCUGCCUUCCAACACGCAAGGCCAGUGGCCCUCGAAGACCUCUGCCGACAGACCAAGUUCACCAGGCAGGAAAUCCGCAUCAUGUACAGAGGAUUUAAGCAGAAAUGUCCGGAAGGAGUUGUACACGAAGACCUAUUCAAAGAUAUCUACUCCAAGUUUUUUCCUCACGGAAAUUCGAAUUUAUAUGCUCAGUUUGUGUUUAAAGCAUUCGAUGUCAAAUGCAACGGCGCUAUUAGUUUUAAGGACAUGCUGAUGACACUGUCCAUAUUGCUCCGUGGAUCCAUUUACGAGAAACUCCGGUGGACUUUCAAACUGUACGACUUGAACGGCGAUGGAUGCAUAACCAGAUCUGAGCUCGGUCAAAUAGUGUUAGCCAUACACGAACUCAUGGGCAAGAGACCGCAAGGUCGCAACAAUAGCAAAACAAAAGAUCAAACCGACAUUGUAUUCCAAAAACUCGAUAUCAAUCAAGAUGGCGUGAUCACGUUCGAAGAAUUUAUCGAAUCUUGUUUAAAGGACGAGGCGAUCACUAAUUCAUUGCAAGUGUUCGACUCGCGUUCGCUAUGAUUAUCGCUAUCCUCCGUCGAUUCCGUGGAAAUAUCACUCCUGUCGUGUGACCAGUCCGAACAGGAACAGGAACAGGGACAGGAGGAACAGGCGGCGGAGGAUCGAUACGGCCGAACGCUGUCGGCGAGCAACCAGCGACAGUCUUCCCAAAACUACUCGUUUUUCGAUAUUUAAUAUUGUAAAAAAAAAACACAACAUUUAUAUAAGUACUUAAUCGUGUAGAUUUGUGUAACCGUUUACAGUUUGGGCUUUAAAAACUAUUUUUUUUUAGGUUUUAAGUACGUUAUAUAGUAAUAAAUCGUUAGCAAUUGUCGUUGGAGUGCUCAUAUUGUGUAUUAUGUAUAUUAUUACUAUUAUUAUUAUUAUUAUUAUUAUUAUUAUUAUGUAAUACUUUGGCGCCAUUUAAUCGUUCGGUCCGUCCUAUACAAACAUUGUUACCGUACAAAACUAAACGCUAAUACCAUUUAAUUAACAUUCAUACAACCGCCUAUAUAUAUAUAUAUAGAGUUAAAUAGUAACAAAUAAUAACAUUAAUGACACGCUAGCGGUUUAAGUCGUUGUAAAAUAGGUUUUUUUUUUUUGCGAACACAAUCGAUAUACAUAUAAAUAUAAUAUAUUAUAAUUAUUUAUAUGCAAUAAUCAUAUUAGGUAUCAAACGCGUUUUUAUAACAAUAUACUAUGUAUUUUUAAGUGUAUUAACAUUACCCUCAGCCUAAUUUUCAGACCUUAACUUUUAGAAUUUGGUUAAAGAAAACUUUACCUUGUUGGAGUUAUGUGGUUAUUCUCAUGGUAUUUUUUUGGGGCUAUUGUCGAUAUCAAGAUGAGGUAUGGGAGAAAUAGGGCUAUAGCCAUUUUGGCCUUCCAAACUACCGACCAUAUGCGAUUACACUGAUCUAUAACACUUAAAAGUAACUAACAAUAUAGGUAAUAUAUUACCUUUGUAUUAUUGCCCAAACAGCAAUAAUACAAAAUUUAAAAAAUAUUUUACUGAGUAAUUUGAUAAUUGUCACAAUUUAUCUAAAAUAGUUGCAUCUCAUACAAAAAAUAUGUUCAACUAAUUUCGAAAUAUCCUCAAAUAUGAUUUCAGUAUUUUUGAAUAUGAUAUAAUA
Molecule: messenger RNA, 2301 nt
Organism: Adelges cooleyi (spruce gall adelgid)
Lineage: Eukaryota; Metazoa; Arthropoda; Insecta; Hemiptera; Adelgidae
Product: Kv channel-interacting protein 4
Exons: 7
Coding region: 551-1192 (213 amino acids)
Molecular function (GO): calcium ion binding
Source: RefSeq, a predicted model, not a curated record